This is a messenger RNA of Gadus chalcogrammus (walleye pollock), 4013 nucleotides long. Its product is annotated as single-minded homolog 1-like. The coding region runs from base 454 to 2691 and encodes 745 amino acids. Gene Ontology annotation, molecular function: protein dimerization activity; DNA-binding transcription factor activity, RNA polymerase II-specific; RNA polymerase II transcription regulatory region sequence-specific DNA binding. The transcript is spliced from 12 exons. Lineage: Eukaryota; Metazoa; Chordata; Actinopteri; Gadiformes; Gadidae. Gene Ontology annotation, biological process: regulation of transcription by RNA polymerase II. The record is from RefSeq and is a predicted model, not a curated record.
AGAGGUGCAUGCAGCGCGCGUUCCGCUUCCCUUUCCAGGUGGAAUUCUAGGAGGAGCUCGAGCCCAGACUGACGGACACGGGACACGGUGAACUCAGAGACAGGUGACAUUCCCAGCGGGUGACCUGAGUGGAUGUGCUAUGGGAUCGAUUCAGUCAUGGUCGACUGGCAGCAUGGAGGACCUCUUGGCUUUUUAACUCCGACUUCAACUGUUCUGACCGCAGGACUUUCGACCUGUAACCGACAGGACCACCCGGAAUAUCCGUUUCUUUGGGAUUAAACACAUUUAUAAUAUUUGGUUUUGAAAGUAAAAAAAAACUAAAACUUUGUGAGCAACCCCACCUGAAAAAAACAUGACAAGGAGGCAUCGUGGAGGGACAUCCAUCAUCGUCUUGUAAUCCAUCCCCGUCGGGACACGCAGAUACAGAGGAGAGAGACCUGGAAGAGAGGCGUCAUGAAGGAGAAAUCCAAAACGGCCGCAAGGACUAGAAGGGAAAAGGAGAACAGUGAAUUUUAUGAACUGGCUAAAAUGUUACCUCUUCCCUCGGCCAUCACGUCCCAGCUGGACAAAGCCUCCAUCAUCCGACUGACUACCAGCUACCUGAAGAUGAGGAUAGUUUUCCCCCAGGGUCUGGGGGAGGCGUGGGGCUUCACGAGCCGGUCGAGGUCUCUGGACAACGUUGGCCGCGAGCUGGGCUCCCAUCUACUGCAGACACUGGACGGAUUCAUAUUCGUCGUAGCUCCAGAUGGGAAGAUAAUGUACAUUUCGGAGACCGCCUCUGUCCAUCUGGGACUGUCUCAGGUAGAGCUGACCGGGAACAGCAUCUACGAGUACGUCCACCCGGCGGACCACGACGAGAUGACGGCCGUACUUACGCCGCACCAGCCCUACCACCCGCAUUUCGUCCAGGAAUACGAAGUGGAGCGGUCGUUCUUCCUGCGGAUGAAGUGCGUGCUGGCCAAGAGAAACGCGGGUCUGACCAGCGGGGGAUACAAGGUAAUCCACUGCAGCGGCUACCUGAAGAUCCGGCAGUACAGCCUGGACAUGCCCCCGUUUGAGGGCUGCUACCAGAACGUGGGCCUGGUGGCGGUGGGCCACUCGCUGCCCCCCAGCGCCGUGACCGAGAUCAAACUGCAUAGCAAUAUGUUCAUGUUCAGAGCCAGCCUGGACAUGAAGCUCAUCUUCCUGGACUCCAGGGUAGCAGAGUUGACUGGUUACGAGCCUCAGGACCUCAUCGAGAAGACGCUGUACCACCACGUGCACAGCUGUGACACCUUCCACCUGCGCUGUGCACACCACCUCUUGCUGGUGAAGGGUCAGGUGACCACAAAGUACUACCGCUUCCUGGCCAAGACCGGGGGCUGGGUGUGGGUGCAGAGCUACGCCACCAUCGUCCACAACAGCCGCUCCUCCCGCCCACACUGCAUCGUCAGCGUCAACUACGUCCUGACGGACACUGAGUACAAGGGCAUGCAGCUGUCUUUGGACCAAAUGAGCCCGAGUAAGCCGGCUUUUCCCUACGCCAACACGCAAACCGAAGACAGGAAGGCCCCCAAGUCCCGUCUGAUCCAGGCCAAGGCCAAAGCCAGAGUAUCACCCUAUCCACAGUUUUCAGCUUACAACCCGGAGCGCUCCGAGUCGGACCAGGAGAGCCAAUGGGGAGGCAGCCCUCUGACAGACUCCACCUCCCCGCACCUGCUGGACCACGGGGAGGCGUCCGAGGCGUCCUGCGCCUACAGGUUGUACCCGGACUCGGGCCCCCUGGGAUACGGCCUGCACCUCUCGGAGGAGGACCUGGCCCACGCCCAGGGCCACGCCCCCGGCGCCGCCUGCGACCGCACCCGCUGCCAGGGGGGGCGCUACUUCCUGGGUGCCCCCCAGCUGGGCCGGGAGGCCUGGUGGGACGCCACGCGCUCCGUUCUCUCCCUGCCGAAGGCCCCGGGGGAGAGCGGGGAGGGCUACGACCUCGCCUCGUACCACGGCGCCAUCCACGGGCGGACCCACUGGGACGAGGAGAGCAUCGGGAGCUCGCCAGACGGAGGCGGUUCCAUCAGUGACCCCGGGGAGCGUUACCACGGCGACCCCUUCCGGGCCAGUCCUCAGGAGCCCAGCAAGAUGGAGACCCUGAUCCGUGCCACCCAGCAGAUGAUCAAAGAGGAGGAGAGCCGCCUGCAGGGGCACGCCGGCUCGGGACGCCUCUCCAAAGCCCACAGCCCCUGCUUCGCCGCCUCGGGCGCGGGCCUGGGGCAGACCUCCAUGGGAGGGGCGGGGGGCAUGGACGCCGCCACGGAGCGCCUCCUCCACCGGGACGGCGGGAAGCCGCCCGGUUCCCACGACAACGACGAAAACACCACCAGCCCCGCAUCGGCGUCCCGCCUGAGCAGCCCCAGCUCCGACGGGGUGUCCCUCAACAAAGACUACAUGCAGACGGAGCUGUCCCCCCACGCCCCCCAGGCCCAGGGCAGCCCGCUGAUAUACGCGGCCCAGGACCGGCACACUCUGGACAGGCAACCGGCCUACGCCCUGACCGGGUACUCCCUGGAGCAGCUGUACGAGCAGGACAGCAUGCGGGGCUACUCGGGCCUGGGCUACGGGGGGGUCCAGUACGACGUGGCCUCCCACAUGAGGAUGCAGACGGACCAGAUGCAGGGACACAAGGCCACCUCUGUGAUCAUCACCAACGGGAGCUGACCACCGGCCACGCCCACGGACUCUCCGGUCUAGAAGUGGACGUUGCAGUGAGAAGGCAGUAUUUGUGUACACCUUAAACGCUGUGGUUUGGAUGCGAAUAGCAAAGAGACAAGGAAAUUGCAAAAAGCUACCUGUACACUGGGGUAACCCUCUCACCGUUGUUGUUGUCCCACCGUUACACAUUUAGUUGAAACACAGAGCGUUUUGGUUUGUUUUACAGGAACAUGUCAUUCUGAGUUGUAGCGUCAGUAGUACUCCGAGUGUCCGUGACACAAGGCUGAUUUCUGUGUGGUUAAACAUCAAGCCAAGGUUUCUGUCUCAAUCCUGUCACGCUCCAUUGGUCCUCUGAGUUAAUCUGUUCCGGACACAAUUUCCAAAGCCAGGACGAGAAUGUGUUGUUUCUUUACCCCUUCACCUGCAGUCUGAUUGCACAGAGCAGAAUGCUUGACGCAUGAAAAUCAAUACGGCGAGGAGUGUUUCACCAUCAGAAGACGUCAGUAUUUUUUGGUAUUUAUUGGUCAGUGGGUCUAAUGGGCAAUUUGUUGUUUUCUGUAUGUGUUGUCAUUAUUCAUGUUAAAGUAAAGUAUGAGUUUAUUUUUGUGGAAUUACUUUAAGUUGAUUGUUUUGAGUAGUAGGCCUACUUGUAAAACAGCCAUCAGAUUAGAUUAAUGAUUGAGCAAAGCCAAAAAUAAUGAAUGUAAUUGACAGAGCCAAGAGGUGCGCUGAGCUUAAUAUAUAAAAAGCCAUCAUGCCAUUCAAAUAAAGGCAUUUGGUUUCAUUCAACAUUAGCUUCUGGCUUCAUUGUUUCCUUAACUUUUCGGUCAGAGGAAUAGUUUGAGGUUUUCCCCUCGAACCUUCAGACUUUUCUGGAAGGGUAGUUUGUUUAUCAUGGCAGUUGGGAGGAAAUAAUUGUUGAUAUAAAAGUUAAACUGUAAAGGACGCACAGACGCAGAAUUGUUUGAAACACUCUGAAUUUGUUCUGUUUGUUUUGUUUGGUUUUCUGUAUUAUUUUAUGUACAAUGUUUGUUAAAUUGCUUUAAUUUGGUUUAAUUUAUGAUGUAAAUAUCAUUACAUGAUGACUGUUUCGACAAGAGGUCAACAAAUUAUUUAUUAAAUUGGUAAUAAUGUCUUUAAAAUCCAAAUAAAGUCGGUGAAUUGGUUUUCUAUUAGCAAGCCACAUCUGGAAAAAAUAUAACUUUUGUACUCAUACAAUACUGCUACUGUCAACCAAAAAUAAUAAUCUUUACAAGCAUGUCGGGGCCAGCAGAGCCCGGUCCAAAACACAAUCUAAGGCCCAGUGAGCCUGCCCUGGAUAAAUAAAG